Sphaeramia orbicularis (orbiculate cardinalfish) is the source of this 3640-nucleotide messenger RNA. RefSeq names its product leucine zipper-EF-hand containing transmembrane protein 1 (gene letm1). Gene Ontology annotation, biological process: intracellular monoatomic cation homeostasis. Gene Ontology annotation, cellular component: mitochondrial inner membrane. The transcript is spliced from 15 exons. The record is from RefSeq and is a predicted model, not a curated record. Bases 264 to 2579 code for a protein of 771 amino acids. Gene Ontology annotation, molecular function: ribosome binding; calcium ion binding. NCBI's taxonomy places the organism in Eukaryota, Metazoa, Chordata, Actinopteri, Kurtiformes, Apogonidae.
CCGCAGCUCGGUUCAGUUAGCUGUCAUCGAAGAAGGGAAGGGCAUGACAUGGUGCAAAAAUUUCCAGUGUACAGUCAUACAUGCCUCGUAGCUUUGUGAAAAUAAACGGGGGUAUUCCGUGGUGUAGAGUCUCUGUGAACGCCGCAAAUUGUGUUCGGAUCGUGUCGACAUUUUGAUUUUUUUAGUUAGCUCCAUCAGAUAACAAACAAGCUAGCACUAGUCUAACUGUUAAAAGGUAGCGACUUGAAACAGAAACCAUCCUCAUGGCGUUAAUCCUGUUUACGAGGUCCCGGGCUCCUUUAAUGAAAACAUCCCGGUCGUUGAAGAAUGAAUUCCGGAAAAGUAAAGGGAAACUACAAGACAGUACCUGCUUGAACUGCACAGCCCUUCGACUCUCCACUCACAAAUUAGAUGGACACAGAUUGAGCAGCCUGGCCCAGGUGUCUUCGUUCAGCCCUUCCCUCCUGGUAUCAGACAGUCAUGUGAGCCCCUGUCAGAGUCCGGACUCGCUGCAGCUCUAUUGUGCUUUUAUGUUGGGGGCCUCGUCCUCCCCCUCCUCCCCGUACCCCGCCCUCACAGCAGGAGCCCCGUGGACGUUAGCCCGACCGCAGGACAUCCGCGGCGUCAGGUGGAUACACACCUCGAGGAGGAGGUGGGACGACUCCAAAGUGGAAAAAUCACUGAGGUCGUUAAAAGAGAAGAAGAAGCUGGAGGAAGGGGGGCCGGUGUACAGCCCCACGCUGGACGCCGAGCCCGUCAGACGGACGCUACGACAGCGGGUUCUAGACGAAAUCAAGCACUACUACCACGGCUUCAGGCUGCUGUGGAUCGACACCACCAUCGCUGGGAGGAUGCUGUGGACGGUGUUGAACGGACACCCCCUGUCCCGCCGAGAGAGGCGACAGUUCCUCAGAACGUGUGCAGACGUAUUCAGACUUCUUCCCUUCCUGGUGUUCAUCAUCGUCCCCUUCAUGGAGUUCCUGCUUCCUGUGGCGCUGAAACUCUUCCCCAACAUGCUGCCGUCCACCUUCGAGACACAGUCAAAGAAGGAGGAGAGGUUGAAAAAGGAGCUGAGGGUCAAACUGGAAAUGGCCAAGUUCUUGCAGGACACCAUCGAGGAAAUCGCUCUGAGGAACAAAGCUGCACAAGACAGCGCGACCAAGGAGUUCUCCACAUUUUUCCAGAAGAUCCGAGACUCCGGAGAGCGUCCCAGUAACGAGCAGAUCAUCCGUUUUUCCAAACUGUUCGAGGAUGAGUUGACUCUGGACAACCUGACCCGACCUCAGCUGGUGGCGCUGUGUCGCCUCCUGGAGCUCCAGUCCAUCGGGACCAACAACUUCCUCCGCUUCCAGCUCAUCAUGAAGUUGAGGGCCAUCCGCGCUGACGACAAGCUGAUUGCAGAGGAAGGCGUGGAGAGUCUGAACGUGAACGAGGUUCAGGCGGCCUGUCGUGUCAGAGGGAUGAGGUCUCUGGGAGUCACAGAAGACCGACUGAGAGAACAGCUCAGCCAGUGGCUGGAGUUACAUCUGAACCAGCAGAUUCCCACCUCUCUGCUGCUUCUGUCUCGAGCCAUGUUCCUCCCCGACACCCUGUCCCCUGCAGACCAGCUCAAGACCACCCUGCAGACGCUCCCUGAGAUGGUGACGAGGGAGGCCCAGCUGAUCGUAGCAGAGAUGGAGCUCUCCAAAGUGGACAAUAAGACCAAACUGGAGACGACGCUGAAGGAGGAGGCGGCGAUAAGACAGGACAACAAGGACCGGGAGAUGGAGAGGCUGGCGGACGCUGCAGAGAAGGCUGCCAGGGAGAGUGAGCUGGAGCUGGAAGCAGAGAUGAAGCCAGCGUUUGCUAAAGCUUCUGCUCAUUCAGAGACACUGAGGGACACAGCACCGGUUAUAGAAGCAAUUAAGUAUGAACAGUGGCAGAAGUUCCUGCGUUUCCAGGAUGAGGAAAUCACCAAAGAGGAGAUCGACCUGUUGAGUGACGCCUGCUCGAAGCUGAAGGAGCAGAAGAGGUUGUUAACUCUGGAGAAAGAGGAGCUGGAGGAACUGAAGGACGACGUCCAGGAAUACAACGAGGAUCUGGAGGAGAUAAAGAAGGAGCUGUCAAAGUCCGGUCAGGAGAAGGCGGUGGAGGAGUCCAAGGCGAGUCAGCGUCUGUCUAAGAGGGUGAACCGUAUGAUCGGACGCAUUGAUAAGAUCAUCCUGGAACUGGAGAAGGACAAGGUGAUCCUGGACGGACAGAUGGACAGUGGAACCACGCCCCCCGUUGGUCUGUUCUACACCUUCAGGGAGAACCUCAUCAGCAUCGACGAGCUCAUCAACGUCAUGAAGCAGAUCCAGAACAUCCCCGAACAUAAGCUGCAGAGCAUCGCCGAGGCGCUCGACGAGAACAAGGACGGCAAGAUCGACAUCGACGACGUCAUCAAGGUGGUGGAGCUGAUCGAUAAGGAGGACAUCGACAUCUCCACAUCGCAGGUCAGAGACAUCAUGGUGAUGCUGCAGAAGGAGGAGAAGCUGAUGGAGAAGGAAAAGGCCAAAGAGAAGUCGGAGAAGGAGCAGGCAGCCACGCUCAGCAGCUAAUUUCACCUGCACAUCAAAGACUGAGCACAGUUGAAAUGACCGCUGAGAAGGAGCUGAAAUGGUGCAGACUGGUCACGCCGGACGCCAGCGCUUCAGACAAACUGGUGAAGCUGAGCGUGAGGUAACAGCUGCCUUCUCAAAGCGUCAUUUCGACAUAAACUGAGCUCCAAAACAUGUUAAAAGAAAAGGCUUAUUGCCUUUAAAAACGCACAGAAUCAAAGAGCAAAUUGCCAUUAUGUUAACCACUUUGGACUGAUCGUGUAUGACGUUGAUCAUUAGUUUUGUGUAAUUUUACGCAAUUAUUGAAUAAUACAGGGUACACGGUGACUAGUCGUUGGUUCACUGAACUUAAUAGAUGGCAAGGGAGACUUUAAUCAAGAUGAUAUCUGGGAGAUUAUAUAUAUAUAUCUAAGAAGAUGAUUUAUUUAAGUUUGAGCUGGAACGUUAUGUCUUCCAUUUCAUCCAUGUUUUCAUCUCAGAGAAAUGAGGAAUCAUUUCUGGACUUUGCACAGUAAAAAUCAUCAUCAUCGUCAUAUCCGUCAUUCCACUUGAUCUUCUAAGAUUUUCUUCUGUUUAAAGUUUUCGAAGACGCCUCAUUCUUUCUAUUUUUUUAUAGCAGAGUUGGUUUUUUUUUCUCAGAGUCGGACAAGUAGCUUAUCGCUGUAGAAAUGGUGGCUGCAACCAAAGACAUCAUUACAUAAAAGUAUUUAAAAAAUGCAUGGGAAGGUUCAGAUAUUAAAAUUAAAUCCUCAUAUAUAUGCAUUUUUAGUCUUCGGAUAGUGUAGGAGAGGCUUUGGUAGUGUUAACGUUUUGCCCAAAAAGCCAAGGACUGCAUGUGCAUCAGUAUCACAACUAACUGUACUGUAACUUCUUUUUAUUUUCGAGUAUUUUUUUUUGCCAUGUUUUGGAAGAGUAGAGGUCUCAUUUUAGCACAGCUCCUCAUGAUUUCACUUUAAAAUGCCAAAGUUGCACUGAGGCACAUUUAAAAACAGAUUCUGCUUAUAUUCCUUAAAAUCACCCGUCAACAAAAAAACAGUAAAAACCUGCCGGAUAAAUCAGUA